Molecule: messenger RNA, 1588 nt
Organism: Rubroshorea leprosula
Lineage: Eukaryota; Viridiplantae; Streptophyta; Magnoliopsida; Malvales; Dipterocarpaceae
Source: the annotation of a GenBank genome assembly
UAAAUUCGCACUGACCUUAAAUUAUGAACACGUUUUUGUUUUACAAACAGGAAAUGAGACCUCGUGAAUGCAUCAUAGAGGCAGGUAGGGAUCCAUGUCGUUCGAUUUCUUGAGGACCAUUACCGAAGUCGUUCGCCAUUUUAUCGCCGAUGUCAAGAACUUGAUCCGGUGAUCUCGUCCCCUCGCCGGAGAAAUGGACGAGACGUUCUUUGAUCUCCGAGUUCUGGAAGAAACCCACCAUAACCGAACCAUUUAUCGACAUUUUGGUCUGUGCAGUGCCGAUAAGGCUCGCUGUCAUGAUUGGCCUCGUCAUCGGCUGGUCAUGGCGUCCUCGGUGGACCAGCUUGGUCUUUCUAGGCCUCCGCUCCAAGUUCCGAUUCAUCUGGACGGCGCCGCCUGGGUUCGGGGCUCGCCGGCUCUGGCUUGCCUUUACGACUCUCUCGGCCUUCUCUGUAUGUCGUACCAUUCGGUCUAAUUUUAAAGAGAGAGGCAAGAAAUCGACCGCUGUGACUUCGUCUUCGGCUGGUCAAUUGCGGCCGCCGUCACCUCUGGCUAGAAGUUUGUCGGAAGGGGCUUCUGAAGCUGUCAGCACCAUAGCUGAUGGGAGAGAGCAGGAGAUUGUCACAGAAUGUGAUUUUCAGCACCUGUUGCAUACUUGCAUCUACUUGAAGGGAAAGAUGGAGAGAUGGAUUGGCAAAGUAUGAUGGAAAGGUCUAGCCCAAAUAUGGCAUACCAAGCUUGGCAGCAUGAGCCUGAGUUUACCGUAGCAGGACUGUCUUUGAGGAUGCAACUCCUGAGGUCGUCAGGGAUUUCUUCUGGGACUAUGAAUUUCGACCAAAGUGAGAUCCCAUGCUUGCAUACUGCAGAAUAUUGGAGGAGCAUCCCAAUACAGGCACAACAAUUGUUCACUGGAUAAAAAAGUUCCCUUUUUUCUGUAGUGAUAGAGAAUAUAUAAUUGACCAAAGAAUUUGGGAGGCUGGGAAGAGAUAUUAUUGUGUGACAAAGGGUGUCCCAUAUCCAGGUUUAAAUAAGCAUGACAAGCCAAGGCGUGUGGAGCUUUACUUUUCCAGUUGGGUUAUCAGGGCUGUGGAGUCCCGGAGAGGAGAUGGGCAGCUAUCAGCAUGUGAGGUUACUCUAGUCCAUUAUGAAGACAUGGGAAUCCCCAAAGAUGUGGCAAAGUUGGGUGUUCGUCAUGGAAUGUGGGGUGCCGUAAAGAAGCUGCACUCUGGCAUGAGAGCAUACCAGAAUGCCAGAAAAUUAGACACUUCCUUGUCCAGAUGUGCUCUCAUCUGACGUAUCACCAUGAAAACAUCUUUUGAAGGAAGCACAGAUUAUUUGGAGCCGGUUUCUGACCAACAUGGUGACCAGGUUACAGAUAUCAAAAGACAGAAGGAUCACGGUGUUGAUUGGAGAUGGAUUGUUGCAGGAGGAGCAGCGGCACUGGUUUUUGGACUUCGUUCAGGUGUCAUUGGCGAGGCAUUGUUACUUGGAGCAGGACAAAGAUUUACUAGGAGGUGAGAAUUUUGGACGAAUACAUUGUUGUAUUUGUAUCUGGCCAUUGUAUUUGUACCUGGUUUUCAAGAAUCGU